CAAGGCUCCAUUUUCUUCCUAAUCCUUUUGUGAUUGGACGCACGUGGUCACACACGCAUGCACGACACACACACACACACACACACACACACACACACACACACACACACACACACAUUACCUAUGUCAUAAAUGUGGCAGUGCUGGCAGCCCAUUUGGAUCCCAAGAGGCAGCCUGAGCCUUGUCUGAGGGGGAUGCUGGGAGGAAUGUAUUAGGGGGUUGGAAGGGAGGGAGGUGGCACAGGGGGGUGGGGCCUGGAGGCAGCGUCGGGCGGGUUAUGAGCAGCUGCCUGUCUGUAAAGACAGUGGGCGACGCUGCAGCAGCCAGGAGCACAGCUCUCCGGUUACAGUACCUGUCCAUUAAACCAGGCCCCUCGUCCCACUCUUUCCCCUCCACAUGCCUCCCAAGGUCCCUCGGCACGCCCACAAACCGCACAGGCAACGAAAGCUGCGGCUAUGGGGCCACAACCCCACAAACAAGGGGUAAACAAGGGGAUCUUUUUGAUGUCUGCUGCCCGACAUUGAGGGUCAGAGAUCCAAAUAGGAUUGGGUGCUGCUGGGUGGUACGGGUCGGUGUGUAGGGUUGUCAGGUGGUGGUGGUGGUGGUGGUGGUGGUGGCAAAUAGAGAGACCCCAGAGUGAGCUGGGCUCCUAAAAGCAACGGCCAGGAUGCAAUGACCAUCCCAUUUAUUGGUUUAUGUUAUUACUGCAUACCAAAUACUGUUAUAAACGAUUAGUAUUUCUAUAUACAUUGAUGAUAAUAAUAACAGUAUUGGUAGUUAAAAUUAUAUCAUGUAUAAGCAGGCAGUGUGUUGUUUUUUACCCAGACCCUUGUUGUCAACCUUGUACCCACCACGGCACACCACCCAGUUGAUCUCCUCGUUAAAAUAUCUUGCAUACCGUAUGACAUUCAGGAGCCGAUGAAGGACUCUGAGAGAGCAGAGCGAAGGACAGUUUAUGGCGGAUUUCUUUACUGCACAGUUUGGCACACCCCUUUUUUUCAUUUUUUUUACUGGGAGAGGAGAAGGCUUAACAGUUCAGAAACUAGUAAUAAGCGCCAUGUGAACUAUACAGGUCCUUAAAAUGAGCUCUCAGAUUCUGUUUACAAGACCAGUGCCUUUUAAGAGUCUGUCUUUUCCAACGGCGGAAAGUCAAAUUGCCCUGCUCUUAAUUAUUGUCAGGGUGCAUGAUUUUUUAUGAGGACCAGUCACAAUGCGAUACACCCGACCAUUUUAUUUUGACUCUUAUUAAAAGAGAGCGGUUGGUUCAGUUCAUUUAUUUAUUUAUUUAUUUACGUUGUCGUGUAUUUGUUUGUUUAUUUAUGUUUUUGUUUAUGUAUAUGCAUACGAGGUUGACUUUUGGGCACGUUGAAAACAUGAAUGCGGCUUUGCGGUUUAGCAGCCAGCUUUUCUUGCUAUGAGGUGUAAGCUUUGGCAGUGUGGGUGAGCAUGGUGCUCCGUAGACCUGUAGCCAGUAGGUGGUGGUAGUAACACUAGUAUGAAUCAGACUCCUGUACUGGCCAAUGAUGUGUUUGUCUAGGAUCUUGGCUCAGUAACCAGGGGAAGGGAGAGGGGGAGAAAUGGAAGGAGGGGCCUUUGGUGCACUGUGCUUCCUGUUAGUAGGCACUGGGGAACUCGGGCCUUUACAGAAAUGACAUGCUGCUGACACUGAGCAGCUCAGUAUAGCUGGAUCUUAUUGUAAAAGCUUGGCUAGCAAUGUGUUUGACUUGAAGCACAAUUUACAAUCAAUGUAGAAAGCCGUCCCAAUGAAACCAUAUGUUUGAUGGAACCAUACUUUGUUAUUACAAGGAUUUAUAGUCCGUGCAGUACAUCCCACUCAAAUCUGGAUGAUUGGAGAAAACAUUUCAAUAUUGUGAAUGGAAAUUCAGUUAAACUUGGCGUUAGCAGGGCACUGUUUAGUCAGGGAUGGUCAGUGUUUAGUCAGGGAUGGUCAGUGUUUAGUCAGUGAUUGUCAGUGUUUCGUCAGGGAUGGUCAGUGUUUAGUCAUAGAUGGUCAGUGUUUAGUCAGAGAUGGUCAGUGUUUAGUCAGAGAUGGUCAGUGUUUAGUCAGAGAUGGUCAGUGUUUAGUCAGGGAUGGUCAGUGUUUAGUCAGAGAUGGUCAGUGUUUAGUCAAAGACGGUGAGUGUUUAGUCAGGGAUGGUCAGUGUUUAGUCAGGGAUGGUCAGGGUUUCGUCAGGGAUGGUCAGUGUUUAGUCAGCGAUGGUCAGUGUUUCGUCAGGGAUGGUCAGUGUUUAGUCAGGGAUGGUCAGUGUUUAGUCAGGGAUGGUCAGUGUUUCGUCAGGGAUGGUCAGUGUUUAGUCAGGGAUGGUCAGUGUUUAGUCAGAGAUGGUCAGUGUUUAGUCAGAGAUGGUCAGUGUUUAGUCAGGGAUGGUCAGUGUUUAGUCAGGGAUGGUCAGUGUUUAGUCAAAGACGGUGAGUGUUUAGUCAGGGAUGGUCAGGGUUUCGUCAGGGAUGGUCAGGGUUUCGUCAGGGAUGGUCAGGGUUUAGUCAGGGAUGGUCAGUGUUUCGUCAGGGAUGGUCAGUGUUUAGUCAGGGAUGGUCAGUGUUUAGUCAGGGAUGGUCAGUGUUUCGUCAGGGAUGGUCAGUGUUUCGUCAGGGAUGGUCAGUGUUUAGUCAGGGAUGGUCAGUGUUUCGUCAGCGAUGGUCAGUGUUUUGUCAGGGAUGGUCAGUGUUUCGUCAGGGAUGGUCAGUGUUUAGUCAGGGAUGGUCAGUGUUUCGUCAGGGAUGGUCAGUGUUUCGUCAGGGAUGGUCAGAAUGCACCUAUCUGCCCCUCGGUCUGCCUGUUUCUUCUCUUUCAGAUGACUGUGGAUCAACCUGACCAACUGCAAGUUUGAGAGCGGUCCUCUUCGACGCAGUCCCUAUCUCGCACACUGGCCUCUUUCAUGCACCAGACCAACUACACCAUUAACAAACAAAGUGAGAACUUUGUCUGGGACGAGAACGCUGGCAGUGAAAGGAAGUUGUCCACGCUGACCCGUCUCCUGGAGAUGAUGCGUUGUGACACGGGGAAGCUGUGGGCCGACAUCGAGGAUGUGGCGAUCGAGGCUCUGGUCUCAGCCCACUCGGUGCUCCGCCACAGCUACCACAUCUGCUUCCCGCACCAGGCCACCUCCUACAAUGCCACCGGGGCCUACUUCCAGAUCCUGGGCUUCCACGUGCUCAUCAACCACCGCCUCAAGCCCUGGCUGAUCGAGAGAGGUGAAGGACAGGCUGCUGUAUGACACAAUGGUGCUGAUUAAUCUGGGGACCUGUGACCGACGCAAAGCCACCGAGGAAGAGGCGCAGGAUCAGAGACUGGCUGCAGCACGUCCGCUCCAAGGAGACAAGAGAGCAGUUGCAGGAGUCGCAUGAGAAACAGAGCCAGAGGAGGUGUCAGAGACUGGGCCUGCUGGGGGAGUCUGCGGGAGAGAAGGGUAAAAUCCACCAAGUUCCCUUCUGCCCCGUCCAUCCCGAUGGGGCUGCAGCUGAGAGCCAGCCUGCUCAGAGACCUGGGCAUCGUAGACCAGGUGUACCAGCUCCUCAAGGGAACGCCCUCCUAUAAAGACGUCACAGUGCCACCUGUUGUCAAGACUGACUCACAGCAAUACAUAAGCAACAUGGCUGCCAAGCUGGAGUCGUAGGGUGACCGCUGCAGUGCGACCAAAGGAGCCCUCUGUACUGUCUGAGUGUCAUCCUCCCGGGACUGUUCUCUCUUAGCCCUAUUGGCCCUGGCGGGACCAAGACUGGCACCCCCAGGGGCUGGGCCACAGUGUCUCCACCAUGCCUCUCCAGGGCAUGUGCCCAAAUUGGGAGUGAAGUGCACCGAUUCGGAGUGAACCCAUCAGUGCCUCUCUGGGUAGGCUGGGUAACAACAACAGCAGCUUUGCUGAAAUGCACAUGCAGGGCUCUCCCCCUAUCACCCUGAGGCUGCCCCACACCAGGCUGCCCCUCUCUCAGGUAUGUCAAGGACCCAGCGCUCCCCAGGCCUCUACACCAUCUCUAAGCUAGCCCCUAUGACCAAGCGGCCAAUACACAUCAUGGCCCUGUCACAGAACAGCAGGUAGAAAAUCAGCUAAUGACAUAUAAGAUUGUUUGUGGUAACAAAUGUCACCUCUCAUGAGGUUUUGGGCAAAUGGGUAAUACAAGGUGGGUGAAAUAAGAUUUUCUCACACCUGUUGGGGAAAGCACAGCAGCUGUCUUUGUCUUUCGGCCCGUGACCUAAUGUGGAUGCAGCACAGGGAUCUCACUCCAGCAGCCCACUUCCGGCUGCCGCAGCUCUCCGGCGAACACUUUGUGGCGUCGUACGGAGUGAUGGAGAUAUACCAGGCUACAGACGAGACCGUGGUCAACCGCUGUGAUUAGGCCAUCGACCACCAUCACUCCAGGGACCUGGUGAAAGAAGAAGCUAUGGACGUAAGACUGCUGACUCUUCCGUGAACAAGCCAAACCAGCCGAUCUGAGACUCGUUGAGACUGUGUGUUGUACAGGUCAACAUAACUACAGGCAUGCUGACAGUUAUUUUUACUCUGCCAAGAUGAUGUUGUCCAGAAGAGAAUGUGGUUGGAUCAUUGGUUCAUCUAUCAAGCAUCAUCAAGAGACGUUACUCCUCAGUCUGACCAAUUCCACCAGAGACACAGCAAUUUACUCUCUGUGACGUUUUCAAUCAAAUAAACAAAAAUGUCGAAACAUCUAAAUCAAUAUCUGUUACUACUCGUUCAUGUUUUACAGAGCGCUGUUUUGAAAUGUUCAGGUGGGUACGUAAUUUCAACUCGGAAGUAGCAGGUGCUUACGCUCAGGUUGUAACUUGUCCUGCUGUCUGAAGCGCUGAUGGUUAUCCACCGCAGUAUUUAUAUCCCAUUUGUGGAGCUGGCUGGCUGGCUGGCUGGCUGGCUGGCUGGCUGGCUGGCUGUGAGGGUUAGUGGGAAACACAAGGGGAAGCAUUUUAAAAAUAAGAUGUCUGGUAGCUGAAGGCUAAAAAGGUAGGCCUCCAUUUGGAAACAUUACAUUGAGCGUAGUUAUGGUUAGUUGUUAAACACAAUCCAGCAGCUUUUUGUGAAUAAAUCUCUGUCAAGUCACAUAGUUGUCAUUAACAAUAUCAAGUCUAUUUCAAAGUACUUAUAAAUGCAUCAUUUGGGGGGGGGGGGGUUACAAAGUAUACCUUAUUAACUUGAUGCCAUUUCAAGAACUUGUUUAAGGUCUGUGAACCGAUCUCUUACUAUAAGCUGCAUGUGGAAAUAAAGGUAUUGAAGUCUAGUUGCAGAGCAUUGGGGCUGUUGAUGCCAUUAAGACAAGAGAAAGAGAUAGAGGCUACGUUAGCAUGUCGUUAGCAUGUCGUUAGCAUGUCCAGCAGGAGGAUGUUGUAAAUAUCACACAGUGGCGUUCCCCAGACACAGGCAGAAACGCCGGGCGGGAAGCAGAGAUUUUACUGUCUGCUCUGCUUUCGCUGCUUGGCUUGCCCAUAGUUCUCUAGUUAGAGAGUCUUCCUUUCCAGUGUCUGUCUGAUCUUAUUACCCAUGCAGACUUCCAGAGGGAAAGAGAUUCCCCUCUGUCUGUUCCCAUCUAGUGUUUCCAUGGCAUUUACAGAGGCCGUUCCCUAUCGCUUCAUUCCUUCAUUCGUCAGUCACUGUUCAUAUGAAAGACAAAAGCUCUUUGAGCUCAGAACUCUGAGAUUGUUCUUUUGAAUUGGAGAUUGUGCUUUGAAUCCUGAGGGAUUGUGCUGGUCUGGAGUAGCAUUGGUCAAGGCGGUGGUAGGGGAUUGUGAUUCAGACAACAGGUUUUUACUUGUAUCUUACGCCAGCUACGCUGCAGAGGACAGACUGGCCAUAAUGCGUAAGGGUGGUGAUUGAGAGACCUUGUACAUCAUUGCUACUGUGACCGACAUGGAUACGACCGCAAUUCUCCAUCCCCUUUGGUCCCUAUAAAAGCUUACACCAUUCCAGCUGGUUGCGCCUCUCACAAGCGAUUUUAAUGACGCUAAAUUGCUAACUAAUUUAUGCAACAAUAAACCGCAUACAAAUGUAUUCAGUCAUUUCAUCCGAGGGCACGAUGACCACUCAUGACGACACACGAUUUACCAUUUGUAAUACAAUGUUGUCAUUGCAACAACUUUUUAUUUGAGUUCCUUUCCCAAUGCUGAUACUAUUGUGUUAUAUCAUCUGUCCUCGACAGUCUCGGCAGCCAGUCAUAUUUAGUCAGGCAAACGCGUGAUCACAACGGAGCUGUAGAGAUGAACCCUAGACAGAAGAGCCUUCACAAAUGGCUGCUCUUCCCCUUGGUGUCCCGCCAACAUAAGCUGUAUUCAGACAGACUAAUCUCUCCCUAUACUUUGUUAAGCACCUGUGCAGGUGUGGAGACCACAGGGUAAUCUAAGCCACUGCAGGCACUUAGAAAUCAUCUGCCCAGUCAUUAUGAGCGCUUAGAUAAAAGCAAUCAAUCUAGACUGAUUUCAUUUGAGACGAACGUAGGGUUAAAAAAAAUGUCCAUUGAACUUCAUUCGGUUACCUUAAUACACCCCAAAAUGUACCCUACAGUAGCAAGCACUUAUAGUGCUGCAGUUAUUGGUUUGUUUUUGUUCUUUAAGUGCCAUAUUGAUUUUUCAGUGACCUGUCUCCAUAUCACUGUAAAAGUUCUUGCUUCCAAAAAGACGUGCCGUAAAACAUUGUUACACAUACUGUAAUAUAUUCUAGACCGCUCCUGUAGGUAAAUCAUUAAAGUCGUGUUUGAUCUACAUUUGAGAAGGGUGACCUCGCCAAGUUUUAAGACUUGCGAAGUAGGAUUAUCCUCUGUUUUCCAGUAGCCCGGUUUAUCACCUUUUCAAGAGAUGACAGACUUGCAAAGAAAGGGUUGUAUGGACACUCAGUGUUUGGGACUACAGUAUAGAAAGAAAGGUAGUAUGAUGUUCUGUUCUUCUUCUUGAUAACAGCACAGGUUAGAGUUGGAGCAGAGUGUGUUGUCCUGAUGGUCAACUUGGUAAACCAGACUUCCAGUCUGAUUAUCAGAGCUGUUCUUAAUUGGUUGGUUUUGUGUCUGUCUCAGAGGAGGGCGAACUCUUCCAUCCAUUUUUUCUGUUUUACAACGUUAACAGAGCUUCAUUACAAACAUUGUUUUGCGGAUUUCUGUCCAGAACAUUUUAUGACCACUCCACUAACAAUUUACAAGAUGUGGAGGGUUGUUGUGCUUUGCUGUUUCACAUAAUGGCACACAGCUGCGACCAUGUCCAGCAGAAGGCUAUUCAUUUGUUUUCAGCUUCAAUGAGAGGUGGAUAUUUUGAUAUUGUUUUAUUCCCGGACCUACAGUAUAAUAUUACUUUGAUUAUGGCAUACAUCAGUGAGGGCUUCUAUUCGUCAUUUUAACCAUUAUGUACAUUGCUUUGCCCUUUUUUUUUAAAUCUGUCCAUCGUUGACCUGCCAUCUCUUAUCUGUUGAUGUUUUGGCCUGUACUAUAAUUUCUCUAUUUUUAGCCUGGUAAAAACAUGCAGUCUCUGUAUGUGUAAUACAAUCUAUAAUAACAGGGCACCUGAACGUCAAUAAAUAGCAAUAAUGUAAUUGAUAGCCUCUGUGUCUACAGUCUGUCUGGGAUUACUGCUGAAUCAGACAAAGAACUACUUACAGUAAUCUAAACAAGUCUAACUGUCACGCUUGCACCCGCUCCCCCUCUCUGGCGCUCGAGGGCGCCAGGCUGCCCAUCAAUACGCACACCUGUCACCAUCGUUACGUGCAUCAACGCUUCAUAGGACUCACCCGUACUCCUUCAAUUUGUUGAUUGCCCCCCCCCAGUCUGUUCCUCAGUUUGAUCCCCGUGUCAGCAUUAAUGUCGUUUUGUUUCCCCUGUCCAGAUGCUGUCCGUGUUCUGUUUCACGUCCCCUGUUUAUUAAAUGUUCACUCCCUGUACUUGCUUCUCGUCUCCCAGCGUCUGUCUUUACAGAAUGCUGACACCCAUAUUGGAAGCAUCAGGAAGUUUUGUUUUUUGUUUUGGUUGGUGACGUCGGGUCCGGGUGCUGCUGCCGAAGGAACCGGGGGUGCCUCAGCUGGCUCGUCAGGCUUCCACGCCUUAGCUGGCUCGAGAGGUUUCCUUGCCUCGGUUGGCUCUGCAGGCUCCCACCCCACGUCAUGCCUCAGCUGGCUCGUUGGGCUCCCACGCCUUAGCCAGCUUGUCGGGCUCCCACGCCUCAGCCGGCUCCCAUGCCUCGGCCAGCCCGUCAGGCUCAUCCUGGGGGGGGGGGGGGGGGGUACUGUCACGCCUGCUCCCCCUCUCUGGCGCUCAAGGGCGCCAGGCUGCCCAUCAAUACGCACACCUGUCACCAUCAUUACGGGCAUCAGCGCUUCAGUGGACUCACCUCGACUCCUUCACUUUGUUGAUUGCCCCCUCUAUAUCUGUCUUUUACUCAGUUUGAUCCCUGUGUCAGCAUUA
This is a messenger RNA of Salmo salar (Atlantic salmon), 8406 nucleotides long. RefSeq names its product tubulin polyglutamylase ttll6. The record is from RefSeq and is a predicted model, not a curated record. Gene Ontology annotation, molecular function: tubulin-glutamic acid ligase activity; tubulin binding. Gene Ontology annotation, cellular component: ciliary basal body. NCBI's taxonomy places the organism in Eukaryota, Metazoa, Chordata, Actinopteri, Salmoniformes, Salmonidae. Gene Ontology annotation, biological process: protein polyglutamylation; microtubule cytoskeleton organization.